CUAGGACCCGAGCACAGCCGAGAGCACUCGAACACCUCGCCAGCCUGGAAGCCAAUUUGGUACACUGGUUGGCACACCGGCGUCUUGAUUUGUGCCGCUUCUGCAGUUGUUGUUCUUUUUAUAAACGUCGGUUUAACAAUCUAUGCUGCCCUUAACCCGGGCUACGAGAUGGAAGGGGGAAUUGUGACGCUAUACCGGGGAGGCAGUUGUGAUCAGAGCAAGACAAUUGGGACGUGGUUGCACCUGGGGAUAAAUGUCCUUUCCACCUUGCUAUUGUCCGGCAGUAAUUAUACUCAGCAGUGCCUUGCAGCGCCAACCCGCAGCGAGAUUGACUCCGCGCAUGCGAGGAGAAGAUGGAUGGAUAUUGGUGUUCCGAGUGUUAGGAAUUUGUUCAGGAUUAAGCUAGAGAGGACAUUCUUGUGGAUAGCUAUUGGGCUUACGAGCAUUCCGUUACAUUUACUGUACGUUUGUCAGGGUUGCCAUGCCCAGAAGGGUUAUGGGGGUAGCUAAUAGGGAUAUUCUAGGUACAAUUCCGCAGUAUAUACUUCUUUAACUGCGAAUAGUUACACCGUGGCCGCUGUAGCGACCAACGAUAUUGAGCCGGGAGGGUACCCGAACAUGACCGAUGCGUUGGGGGGCGACCACGAAUUCUCACACGGGGACGACAUAGAGCUAUUUCGUCGUGUCAUUGAGAGAUACAGAAACCGUACACGGAUCUACCAAUACCUUGAACCUUCUGACUGCACGGAGCGUUACAACAAGGAUUUCCUCUCCGACCGGAGUAACCUGUUCCUGGUUGUGAAAAAUAGCUCCACCUCCACUUAUAAUACGACCCUCCUGGAUAUGUUUGAUGUAACCGCCGGGGAUCCCACGACAAGUACGUGGAUGUGCACAGACCACUUGGUCACCGAGUAUGGCGAGUGUGAUCCAAACGAGCUAGUCAAAAAUUUGAAGGAUGGGUAUCUAUGGCGGAUAAAGCUCAGAAGCGUGAAGGAUGAGGUAGAGAUUAGUGGAUGUAUAAGCGAGAUGACGGAUGAGAAUUGCACGGUGCAGUUUACCCUACAGAUCAUGAUCGUCGUUAUCUGCUGCAAUUUUGUUAAAGCUUGCUGUAUGAUCAUGGCGGUUGUUAGAACUCGGGAGCCCACACUGGUUACAUUGGGUGAUGCGGUGGACUCUUUCUUAAGAGUCCCAGACCCGACCACAGUUGGGAUGUGUUUUUCCGAUCGGCGGUUCGCCAUCUUGGAGUGGAGGCAUGGGCGGAGUAUCGGAGCAAGACCGUGGAAGCAAGAGGGGGUGCAGAGGUGGUGGAGAAGUGUGAGUGAGACGAGGUGGUUGAUCUGUAAUUUGUUUUGUUUGAUAACUAUUAUUGCCGCGGGGAUCUUACUCGAUAUGGGAAUACGGAAGGACGCGGAAUACGGGAGCCCCGGCCUUAAAUCAAUGUAUGUUCUCAUGUUCCCCGUGCAUUCGAGCACUUCCUUUGCGCACAAUAUUAACGGAAAAUCAAAAAAAGGUGGAACAGAGGCUUGGGUAAAGUAAACAGUGUCUCCCUGGUUAGUUUGACCUUCAGAAACAUAACCGAGGCAACCCUCCUAGCGAACCUUCCACAAACCAUCCUCUCAUUCCUCUACCUAACCUACAACUCCCUAUUCACCUGCAUGCUCUUGGGCCAUGAGUGGUCUCUUUUCGCCCACCAUCACCGCACCCUCCGUGUCACAUCACCACGGCCAGGACAGCGUUCCACGUACUGGCUUCAAGUACCAUACACCUACGCCAUCCCUCUAAUGACUCUGAGCGGCCUCCUCCACUGGCUGACCUCGCAAUCUCUAUUCCUCGCUAGGGUUGAUAUAUUCAAUGCGCUCGGGGAAUCGAUUUCAACAACGAUAAGUACAAUAGGGUACUCCUGCAUUGCCACCAUUUUCGUGCUCACCCUCGGAAUUGUUGCUCUGGUAACUGCAGCUGGGAUGGGAAGUAGGUCAUUUGCUGCAGAGAUUACUACUGUUGGGAGCUGC
Messenger RNA from Tuber aestivum (summer truffle), 2009 nucleotides. Lineage: Eukaryota; Fungi; Ascomycota; Pezizomycetes; Pezizales; Tuberaceae. The record is from the annotation of a GenBank genome assembly.